Molecule: messenger RNA, 832 nt
Organism: Triticum aestivum (bread wheat)
Lineage: Eukaryota; Viridiplantae; Streptophyta; Magnoliopsida; Poales; Poaceae
Product: universal stress protein A-like protein
Exons: 3
Coding region: 16-642 (208 amino acids)
Source: RefSeq, a predicted model, not a curated record
AUAUAUACGACGGUGAUGUGGUCGAUCGAGGCAGUGAUCGCUAGGCACGAAGCCGGUCUUGGCAUAACCGCAAGCGAGCGCGUCGUCAUGGAGGAGAGCACCGAGGCCUCGGCGACGGCGAGGGGCGUGGCGCCUGGAGCCGGAGGUGCGGAGGCCGCCCGGGCGGCGGGCACGAUGAAGGUGGUGGUGGCGGUGGACGCGAGCGAGGAGAGCCUGCACGCGCUGUCGUGGGCGCUCGACAACGUCGUCCGGCACCACCCCGGCGCGUCCGUCGUCGUCCUCCACGCCCAGCACCGCGUCGACCACUUCGUCGCCCACGCAGGCCUGGCCUACGCCCCGCCGACGGCGUUGGACUCCAUGAGGAGGGCGCAGGAGGAGAACUCCCGGAGGGUGGUGGCCCGCGCGCUGGACGUGUGCAGGCAGAAGCAGGCGAGCGCCACGGCGGCGGUGGUGGAGGGGGACCCCAAGGAGGCCAUCUACCAGGCCGUGGAGGAGAUGCGCGCCGACCUGCUCGUCCUCGGCAGCCGCGGCCUGGGCAUGAUCAAGAGGGCGUUGCUGGGCAGCGUGAGCGACUACCUCGCCCAUCACGCCUGCUGCCCCGUCCUCAUCGUCAAGCCACCCAACAAGGCGCACCACAAGUGAAAGAAGCUCUACACAGGCUACGUUUUUGGGCGUCUGCCAACUAGUAGUACCAGCAGCACCGGCUUGUUAGCGACUAGUGCUUCCAAUAAAGAUGCAGCGAUGGAGCUCCCGUGUAGUAUGUUCGGUAGGCAAGCAUCUCCAUCAUGUGUAGCAUGUUCAGAAGUUCAAUCUCAAUCAUCAAGUUCUCCCA